AUGGCAGUGAGUGUUAUGGGGGAAGAUCUACCCCCGGAGCUGUUUACGGCAGAUUUGGGCUGGCAGACGGCCGUGGUUAGGCGCGCGGCCAACAAGGAUACCCGUGCCAGGAGCUUGGUGACCAAGAUGGAAAGUGUUAGACCUAAGGCUGAAGUGUCUGCCGGCGCGCGGCAAAGUGGAGAUAGAGUAAAGAGACAGUUAAUCAAGGCCGGGCGAAUGCCCCUGCUCCCCAAAGAAGACGCCAAGAUCAUAAUUCGUCCCAAGGGCGGGCUCGCCGUAGCCAGGGUCGGUGCAACCACCGUUGGCAGAGCAAUAAUGGAGGCGGCAGGGAUCGAGGAUGCCAUGGCUGGGGCCGACGUCAUCUGCCCAAACUUGCAGCAGAACAUCGUGGUGGUCAGCACUCCAGAUCGAGAGCAUGCAACGAGGUACACUAGAAUCAAGGCCAUCAGAGUGGAAAACAAGCCCUACGAAGUCAGCGCAUAUGAGGCGGCUCCGCAUUCUACGUGCAAGGGAGUGAUAAGGGGCAUUCCGUUGGGGGACGGUCCGGGGGCCCUAGAGAGGAACAUCGUUAACGAAAGGAACCCCCUGGCGUUGAGGGCCAAGAGGAUCAAGAACACGGGAACAGUCAUCGUGGCUUUCGAAGGUUUGAAAGUGCCGAACUUUGUGCGUUACGGACCAGUGUUGGUGCGAUGCUCCUUAUUCCGCAAACAGGUGGACAAUUGCUACGCGUGUGGCAAGCUGGGUCAUCGAGCCGACGUAUGCCCGACCCCGGAGGCCGUGACAUGCCGGGGUUGUGGUGUGUCGAACCCGGACGAUCAGCACCAAUGUACUCCGAAAUGCAAGCUGUGCGGGGGACCACACGUGACAGCAGACAAAGUGUGCCCGCAGCGAUAUCAAAUUCCGUACGUCGUGAGGAGAAGAAGGUGGGAGAAGGCGACAGAAGCUUCUGCAAACCAGGCGUCAGACACGCCACUUGGCAGCGCCGGCGGGGGCGGCCGGGACAGCCAGCCUUCAGCACAAGGAAGUAGGGGACGCUCCGGUUCCAGGGGGCGUUCGCAUUCUAGGGGACGCUCCCGUUCCAGAGGGCGCUCCCGUUCCAGAACCGGAUCCAGAUCCCGGUCUAGGGGGCGCUCCAGCUCCCGGCGCCGAGGAGGAGGAGGACGUGUCCGGUUCGAGAGGUCCCGGUCUCGGGAUCGCCAUCCUGUGGGCCAGCCAACCUGGGCCGAUCGAGUUCGCAAUGGCACUACAGAACAGGUAACGCGGGGUUCGCCGCCAGAGCACAGCAAAGAAAGCGAGAGGCUUGCACAACUCGAGCGUGAGAAUAGGAUUAUGAGAGACACGAUAGCUAGUCUCAUGGCUGAGAUAGCGGAAAUUAAGAAGGUAGGAGGUACACAACCUGCCGCGGAAGAUAGGCAGACGCCACAGCCGGCGGAUACACCUAUGGCUGAGGAAUGCGAGACGGAGAGGCCCGCCAAAAAGAGGGCCAUAGUUAGAGAGCAAGACACGCCUACGGGUAGGGCUAAAUCGGAAAUUCGCGAGAUGCUCUCUUCCCUUAGCGAGAGCAUGAAGCAGCUAAGCGAGACGGUCUCGCACAUUCAGGGCAGUAUGUUGGCCAUGGAGGAGAGAUACAACCAGCGAUUUUGCAAGAUUGAGGCGUUCUUAGAGAAUGUGGUAGCUCCAACCGUGGGGCCGAGGGCGCUGUCACUCCCGUCGACGGCUUCGGCGGCACAGAACGUGAGUGUUCCUCACAGGACCAAUUCAGCAACGCAGCUGCAACAGCCACAGGAUGGCUGUGCAAACUAAUUCAUUCAGAAUAUGGCAGUGGAACUGCAGGGGGUUUCUGCACAAAAGGGCCCCCUUGCAGCAAUUUAUUCGCUCGCACUCGGAAAAGCCUCACGUAGUACUCCUGCAGGAAACACUAACUAACAGCGUCGUGCUGCCCGGCUACCGGUCUGUCGCAAAACACGACGAAGGAAGAGGAGUGGGUGUACUGAUCAGCAAAAAGCUUACCCACGUCGUUCAUGACCUCAGGCUGGCGUCGAGCAAGGUCGAACACGUCAUGGUAGAAAUCAUUCCCGGCCCGGCGAACAGAGAGAGCAUCUUUGUUUUGAAUGUGUACAGCAGUCCCAGGGAUCUGAGGCAACGCUUCAGAGCCCUUGUCUCCAAAGCUGCACAUCUCGCCAGAGGCGCUCCCCUGGUCGUGGCGGGUGACUUCAACGCUCCGUAUCAUACGUGGGGCUACCCGUAUGACACCCGUAAAGGGGAGGACCUAUGGAGAGAGGCAAUAAAUCUGGACCUGAUGUUGGUCACGGACCCUGCCUUCCCAACCAGGUGCGGUACGUCAUCCAGCCGGGACACGACUCCGGACCUCACUUUCGUCAGGGGAGUGGCAGAGGUGAACUGGACAAACCUUAACAUGGACUUUGGCAGCGACCACUACGUCUUGGCCACCGUCCUUCGGAUCGAGCAGAACAGACAACGCAAGUUCCGAUUCACCGACUGGGACAAGUUCCGCAAGCUGAGAGAGGAGCGGACCGGGGAAGAGAGGCCCGACCUGGAGCGAUGGAUUGCAGAGAUUCGUGAGGACAUUGAGGGCGCGACCAAAGAGGUUAGCACAGACCUCCCGGUACAGAAGAUGGACAGCAGGCUGGCGCACCUACUCGAGGCCAAGCAGUCCCUUCUGGCCAGAUGGAAGGGUCAGCGGCUCAAUCGAAGGCUCCGCAAGAAGAUUGCCGAGGUCAACAGAAGCAUCGAAGAGCACUGCAAAGUCCUUUCCAGACAGCAAUGGGAUGAAGUUUGCAACUCGAUUGACGGCCAGAUGCGGAGCGGGGGGUCCUGGAACCUCCUAAAGCAUCUGCUGGACGAGACCAACACCAAGUCGAACCAGCGGAGCACGCUGGGAAGAGCGCUGCACGGGGCCAGGCAAGAAUCCUCGGACGAGGAGGUUAUGGAAAGGUUGAUCGCGAAGUACUUGCCGGUAGCCUCCGGUCCGGCGUCCCCCAUCCCAGAAUAUGGGGGCGUCGCGAACCCGGAGCUGGAUGCGGAGUUUGGUGUCGAGGAGAUCCGGCGGGCCCUGCACGAUUUAAACGGCAGGUCGGCCCCGGGUCCGGAUAGAGUUACAAACAAGGCACUGAGGAACUUGGACGACAAGUCGGUGGAGUACCUGACGGACGUUAUCAACAAGAUGUGGAACGACGGAAAAGUACCGGAGAUGUGGAGGAGGGCUGCCACCAUUCUCAUCCCCAAACCGGGCA
Messenger RNA from Dermacentor silvarum, 3254 nucleotides. RefSeq names its product serine/arginine repetitive matrix protein 2-like. Lineage: Eukaryota; Metazoa; Arthropoda; Arachnida; Ixodida; Ixodidae. The coding region runs from base 1 to 1803 and encodes 600 amino acids. Gene Ontology annotation, molecular function: zinc ion binding; nucleic acid binding. The transcript has a single exon. The record is from RefSeq and is a predicted model, not a curated record.